Dermacentor andersoni is the source of this 2148-nucleotide messenger RNA. Its product is annotated as sulfotransferase 2A8-like. The record is from RefSeq and is a predicted model, not a curated record. NCBI's taxonomy places the organism in Eukaryota, Metazoa, Arthropoda, Arachnida, Ixodida, Ixodidae. Gene Ontology annotation, molecular function: sulfotransferase activity.
AUGGCUGCCAAACUUUCGCGAUAGACAUGCCGGUGUGCACCAGGAGGUCACAAUAAAUGCACAAUUUAUUGUGCAUGUAUUGUGACCCCAUUGCAGCAGCAGUUGCAGCAGUAGUUAUUGUGACCCCCACUGCAGCAGUAGUUUGAGCUGGCUGUGUUAUACAAUAAUAUUUUAUUGCCUUAUGUGUAAGGUAAGCCGUAGAGCAAAACAAAACUCCGAAGGGUUUAAAACAUUUUGCCUAAUGUAGGUUAUAAUGUAGCUUCGUCAUAUCUCUGCGUUCUUUUUUUUUUUUUUAAUAUGCCCCCAUCAGCCCCAUUUCGCCGUGACAUUCCGUGGAGCUCUACGAAUGGGGCCUUACGUGGACCGUUAUUUUUUGUUUGCUAGGAACGCAUCACUGUUAUCGCCCCCUCCCGCCUGCCUUCCCACUACGCUCAGCGUCCACAAAACGUAUGACGUUUCAGUAAAUUCUUAAACAUAGUGUAGUUCAACUUAUCGGUAAAAUUCUUUCAGCCAUAACAUGUAGCCCAGUGAGACUUCGCGGCCGGUGGUGUAGUUGCUUUAGAAGCACGGCGACAUAACGAGUGUUUAGAAGCGUACGGUGAGGGGCUAGUUGGUAUGACAUUAUGAGAACUGCGCCUGUGUCGUGUGGUUCUUUCUCUGUCUUGUUCUUUCUUGCGCAGUUUUUCUUUGUUCUCAUAACGAGUGUUUCCUAAGCUGUUUUCCGUGAAUGCACCUGUGAGCGCCAGCACAUGUGCCCCAGUAUAUUUAGGUUCGUUCCCAGGUGCAAAGGAGAGCAGACGUGCUGCCAUGGUUACUAAGCCCUUACACGUGCGAAUGCAGAACACAUGGCGAACACAUUUAGGCUGCCAUUUCGCCGCUCUUCUGUGGAUUCAUUAAUUCCCGCGGAUAUACAGAAGUGGAAGACCUCCUGUAGCUGGCUUGCAGGACCGAAUACUUACAGUAACGCGUAUCAUAUCAGAACCAUUGUUCAAGUGUAACCUGCGGAACCUACACUACAGUUGACACGCGCCUCGUGCGAGUAUCAUCAAGACAUUCCCAUGGCCGAUACCAAGGAGGUAAGCUUGGAGCCAAUCGCCGAUAAACCUAAAUACCUUCGUCACUUUGAAGGCAUCCUGAUCGGAGACUUGUUCGACGAGUCACGGCUGCGAUCAGCCUUUCGCUAUGAGCCCAGGGACGACGAUGUCUUCGUAGUGGGCUUCCCGAAGACAGGCACCACAUGGCUCCACUUCGUACUACAGCGCCUCAUGAAUCACGCAAGUGAAACGCCGGCACAAAGCGCCGCGGCAUGUGUACCAAACGUUUCCUUCCUGGAAUUCGCUGGCGGUGAGAAGAUUGAAUCGCUGCCGAGGCCACGGGCGAUCAUCAAGACCCAUUUGCCAUUCGAGAAUGUGCGCUUCUCGGAGCAAGCCAGGUACAUCUACGUGCUGCGGAACCCAUAUGACACCUGUGUGUCGUAUUACCACCAGGUGCGACGGGGAGUUCCAGGUUGUAGUGACAUAAGCUUCGAUGACUUCUUCGAGCAGUUCAUGAAUGGAUGGGUUCACCCCAACGAUUACUUCGAUCACCUAGCAUCCUGGUUCGCACAGAGGUCAAGGCCUAAUUUUCUAUGCAUCACGUAUGAGCAGAUGAAGCGAGAUCCUCAUUCCGGCAUACUGAAGAUCGCGGCCUUUCUUGGAAAUGAAUUCGAGAGGGAAAUCGGUAACACCGUAGCACUGGACGCAAUUGUACAGGCCGUAUCUCCUGAAGCCAUGAAAAAUGCCUUCGCAGAAGCCCCUUUGGGAAGAGAGCAGGACGAUUCGAUCAAACGCAGACCCUCGAGAGGAGCUUCAAGAGGACAAAAUUUGUCUGACGAGCCCAGCAAGCAGAGAAUUAAGGGCGCCAACCUUGUAAGGAAGGCGAUUGUCGGCGACUGGGAGAACCAUUUCUCAGCUUUACAGAUUGAACGCAUGAAAUCCAAAAUGGCAGCGAAGACCGCCGGCUUUCGAGCCGAUCUGGAAGCCUUGUGGAAGGACGCCAAUCUGCCUUAGAUAGCCGAUUUAACAAGUGCGACAAAGAGGAAUUCAAAGAAUUGGCCAAGUAAUCGUUUUCAGAAUAAAUCUGUGCCAUGCUGAUUGCAUUUACAAGUUA